Sinocyclocheilus anshuiensis is the source of this 390-nucleotide messenger RNA. Its product is annotated as histone acetyltransferase p300-like. The annotation marks the transcript as partial. The record is from RefSeq and is a predicted model, not a curated record. The transcript has 4 exons. Gene Ontology annotation, cellular component: histone acetyltransferase complex; transcription regulator complex. Gene Ontology annotation, molecular function: chromatin DNA binding; transcription coactivator activity; histone acetyltransferase activity. Lineage: Eukaryota; Metazoa; Chordata; Actinopteri; Cypriniformes; Cyprinidae. Gene Ontology annotation, biological process: positive regulation of transcription by RNA polymerase II.
CAAGAGUAUGGCUCAGAUUGUCCACCCCCUAAUCAAAGACGGGUUUACGUAUCCUACCUGGACAGUGUCCACUUCUUUCAGCCACACAGUCUGAGAACAAGUGUGUACCAUGAGAUUCUUAUAGGAUAUCUGGACUAUGUCAGAAAACAAGGGUUUACCACAGGACACAUCUGGGCCUGCCCUCCUAGUGAAGGAGAUGAUUACAUCUUCCACUGUCACCCUCCCGACCAGAAGAUACCCAAGCCGAAGCGGCUGCAGGAGUGGUAUAGGAAGAUGCUGGAUAAAGCUGUAGCAGAGCGCAUUGUCCAUGACUACAAGGACAUCUUCAAACAGGCAACAGAGGAUCGUCUCACCAGCGCCAAAGAACUGCCCUAUUUUGAGGGUGAUUUC